Messenger RNA from Paramuricea clavata, 309 nucleotides. The record is from the annotation of a GenBank genome assembly. Lineage: Eukaryota; Metazoa; Cnidaria; Anthozoa; Malacalcyonacea; Plexauridae.
AUGUGGAGACUGGUAUAUGCCAAACGGAAGCUGAUACUAUCGGAAUGUAAAAGCUUGGAAGAUGCUUUGAGUGGAACAUCUUUUUCCUGUGGCUCACCGCUUCAAGAUCUCGAAUUGCCUGCUGAGUUAGAAAAAAAAGUCUAUGUGCGACAACUGAAUUGUCACGAUCCCAUUGAAAUUCUCUAUUACACUGCCAAGUACGAACCUAUCUGCAUCUACUGUGGCGAGCCCGAACCUUUCACAAGUGAAGCAAACUACCCGCAAUGUAAGGACUGUAACAACAAAGAACCUAUUGCCAAGACCAAGUAG